AUGGGGAUCCUGACAACCGCACGAGUUUCGCUCAUUGCUCUCUUCUUUUGUGUGGUCCUUAGUCUCCCUGUAGCUCAGCCAAAAAAACCUCAAGAGACGAAAAGAAGUUCAUUUCAUGCUUUGCAACGCAUGGGACUCAAUGAAUUGUUUUACAAAACAAAUCAGUCUUCUCAUGAUCAGCUCGAAAAGGUUAUGGUAGUUCGAGAAAUGGACAAUUCAGUUGCGUUGUCAGGCUUUAUGACAAAAGAUACAACUCUAGAUGAGAGCGUGGACAACGGGACAAACAUUAACGCAGAGAGAGCUGAGCAACUAUCUGGAGAAAGGGAGCCAUCUGCCUCAGCUCCAGGGCAAGAAUCUGGUAAAGUCCCGCUGCGCUUCUUUACAGAAAUCGACGAUAAGAAGGUUUACGGAGGUUUGAUAACAUACAGUCAUGCAUUCCAUCCUGCUCGAAUUUGUCGAGUGAUGAACGCAUGCGUUCGGCCUGAUGGCACUUUGGUACUACCGGAAUGGAUGAAGCGAUACGACACUACAAUCAGUUUUCAUUGCGGUCACUCGAAACUGGAGUUUUCUCUCGAGGAUAGCUUUCCUCCGCAGCCCUUAGACCCCUAUGAACUUGUUGGUAUUCAUACAUCACGACCAAGCAUGCCAGACUUUAUCAAAGACUUCAUGUCAAAUGCUAUCGUCUUCGACUUGGUAUACGGAGACCAUCACGUCACGAAAUCAUGUCAUUCUAGGAAGGGAACAGAUUGCAACAUAUUUCCUACUCUGACGCAAGACUUUCGGCCAGCUGUCUAUUUACACUCAAGGAUAGAAGACAUGGACGAUAGAGUGUCUUGGGUCCGCCAGUUUGUAAGACUAAUGAAGCCGCCAGACUCUGGGAAGCAUGCUAAGAUAACAUAUAUGGAAGACGACAAUGAAAACCAAGAAGGUAUGCAGUGCUAUCGGUCAGCUCUCUUCACAAGAGGCCCAUACAACAAGAACUUUGUGGCAAAAGACCAUCUCCAAAACAUGCACUUCCUUCACCUUCAUGAAAUCGAAAAGAAAGCACGCGAUUUAGUGGCGGAGGCGAAAGACCGCAACCAUCACUGCAGCAUUAAUGUCACGAUCUCUAAUAGAAAGCUUGUGGAUGGGACUAGAAGUAGACUUGUUGGUCGCUACAUAUUGAACAUUCCUCAGCUUCGCAAAGCCUUAUCACGUCAGGCUAGACGGAUUCCGCGACUGCAACUCAAAGUAUCCACAAUGACGUUAGAAAGUAGAUCGUUGCGAUGGCACAUGAAUGCCAUGCAGAAGACUGAUAUUUGGAUAGCAGGGCACGGCCCACUGCUCACAAACAUGAUUUUCAUGCGAGAAAACUCUACAAUGAUGGAAAUACAGCCGUUUGGUUAUUAUCCACAAGAGUACGAAAAGAUGGCCAAGCACCUAGCACACGUGAGCUAUGAUAGAUAUAUUGCCCAUCCCGACGAAGAAGGCUUCAAAGCAUGCAUGAUGCACUUUUAUCCCGAGGACCAUAGAUCACAUAAUGAUGCUCUUGCACUACUUGCAAAAUUUUCGGCCGCUGCUGCAAAAUAUGCUCAGUCUGACAGUACUCACUCGUUCGUCUUGACGCACUACAGGGAUGCAAACCUACGACAUGUUAAGACGUGCGCACUAAUGCAGCGAAUUGACACGAAUGCUGGCAAUCUAGCAACAGCAGUCGUUCGCCAUGCGCGGCUACUCUGUGGGCUUCCAAAACCAUCGGCUCGGACCAACUCCAAACUGAGAAAGAAGACAUUAAGAACAAGGUCCAGGGCUAUAAAUUCGUAA
Molecule: messenger RNA, 1803 nt
Organism: Chondrus crispus (carragheen)
Lineage: Eukaryota; Rhodophyta; Florideophyceae; Gigartinales; Gigartinaceae
Exons: 1
Coding region: 1-1803 (600 amino acids)
Molecular function (GO): glycosyltransferase activity
Source: RefSeq, a predicted model, not a curated record